Messenger RNA from Paraphaeosphaeria sporulosa, 1623 nucleotides. Its product is annotated as Septin. Gene Ontology annotation, cellular component: septin ring; cytosol; septin complex. Bases 164 to 1312 code for a protein of 382 amino acids. Gene Ontology annotation, molecular function: GTPase activity; GTP binding; molecular adaptor activity. NCBI's taxonomy places the organism in Eukaryota, Fungi, Ascomycota, Dothideomycetes, Pleosporales, Didymosphaeriaceae. Gene Ontology annotation, biological process: cytoskeleton-dependent cytokinesis. The transcript has 7 exons. The record is from RefSeq and is a predicted model, not a curated record.
GCAGCAACACCACGCUCUCCAAACCACCGCCAGAGGAACCCGGCCAGCCUGCUUCCCCCCGCACCCGCAGCUGCACGUUUCCAGGAAACCAUUCUCCCUUCGCUGUGCACCUUUCCGCCUACGCCCCCUCUCCCAACGCUCCAGACGCCCCCUUCACAGCACAAUGGCCGACUCAGCGUCCCCAAUUGGCAUUGCCAACUUGCCCAACCAGAGGCACAAGAUUGUCGCCAAGCGCGGUGCCAACUUCACCAUCAUGGUUGCCGGCGAGUCUGGCCUCGGAAAGACGACCUUCAUCAACACGCUCUUCUCCACCACCAUCAAGAACUAUGCCGACCACAAGCGCCGCCACAUGAAGCAAAUGGACAAGACGGUCGAGAUUGAGAUCACAAAGGCAGAACUCGAGGAGAAAUUCUUCAAGGUCCGUCUGACCGUCAUCGACACCCCUGGCUUCGGCGACUACGUCAACAACCGCGACUCCUGGCAACCCAUCAUUGAGUUCCUCGACGACCAGCAUGAGUCGUUCAUGUUGCAGGAGCAGCAGCCGAAGCGCAGCGAUAAGAUCGAUCUCCGCGUGCACGCCUGCCUGUACUUCAUCCGGCCUACCGGCCACACUCUCAAGCCACUCGACAUUGAGGUGAUGAAGAAGCUCUGCACACGUGUCAAUCUUAUCCCUGUGGUCGCCAAGGCGGACACUUUGAGCCCCUCUGAUCUGGCCAAAUUCAAGUCUAGGGUGCGCGCCGUUCUUGAGGCACAGGGCAUCAAGUUCUACCAGCCCCAGCUCGAGGACGAUGACCAGGCCGCCAUGGCACACGCCCAGGGCCUGAUCAACGCUAUGCCUUUCUCCGUCAUCGGGUCCGAGAAGGAUGUUCAAACCAACGAUGGCCGCACUGUCAAGGGCCGACAGUAUGCUUGGGGUGUCGCCGAGGUGGAGAACGAGGAGCACUGCGACUUCAAGAAGCUCCGUGCUAUCCUUAUCCGAACUCACAUGCUCGACCUCAUCCACACGACCGAAGAGAACCACUACGAGGCCUACCGCGCGCAGCAGAUGGAGACACGCAAAUUCGGCGAGGCUCGCCCACGGAAGCUCGACAACCCCAAGUUCAAGGAGGAGGAAGAGGCGCUCCGCAAGCGUUUCACGGAGCAGGUCAAGGUCGAGGAGCAGCGAUUCAGGCAAUGGGAACAGAAGCUUAUUUCGGAGCGCGACCGCCUCAACAAAGACCUCGAGGCCAGCCACGCCAUGAUCAAGAACCUAGAGGCCGAAGUCGAAUCGCUGCAGAGCACCAUGGGCAACCGCUCGCACGGCCGUCGUUAAGCGUAUCUCCAAGGCGUCGUGGGAGUGUGGGCUUCAGCUGGUUUGUGGCACGAGCCUAAUUACUUUGCAUUUCGUGAUUCCCCUUUUGUUAUCUUUCAUAUGUUUGUAAUCGAUGUGGUUGUUGGCUUGGAGGAAUCGGAAAGGGUAGUAUGGAUAUAUUGGCUUGGUACCGCACGAAGAAGGCCGAUGCAUCGUGUAUUGUGCCUUCCGACUGGAGUGUUAGUUGCUCCAGAAGAAGUAGAGGUUCGGCAGAUAGCUACACUAGCGUGGGUCACCGGACUGGUAGAUUAAUUAUUCAUGGUUCCCGCUGG